Teleopsis dalmanni is the source of this 5310-nucleotide messenger RNA. RefSeq lists its product as uncharacterized. Bases 1 to 5310 code for a protein of 1769 amino acids. Gene Ontology annotation, molecular function: nucleic acid binding. Gene Ontology annotation, biological process: DNA integration. The transcript has 2 exons. NCBI's taxonomy places the organism in Eukaryota, Metazoa, Arthropoda, Insecta, Diptera, Diopsidae. The record is from RefSeq and is a predicted model, not a curated record.
AUGUCAUCCGGCAGCCAGAAGUCGACUGUACAAUGUGCCGUAUGCAAAAAGGUGAAGACUGGAAAGAUGGUGCAAUGCGACGCAUGUGACCAAUGGAGUCAUUUUGCAUGCGUGGGCGUGGACGACAGCAUUGCAAACCUGCCGUGGAGUUGCGAUAAAUGCAACACGGUAGUGCAGGUUUCACAAGAGGUUCCAGAUAAGGCACCAAGUGAGGAGGACUUGGUAAGUAAGGGCGGUUCAAUCAUGUCAAGAAACAGCAUGAGAAUCGAACUGCAGUACUUAGAAGAGCAAAGAAAAGCCGAAAUGAAAUAUAUAGAAAAGAAACGUACAAUAAUGCUGAAGUAUGUAGGCGAGGAUGAUGUUAAGGGUGAAGGCAUGAGUGAGGUAAGGACACAUAGGACGUUAGAAUGGGUGAAGAAACAGGUUGGUAUGAACAACGAUGACAGCAAACCAAACGUAGGUUGUGGUGUUCAGUUGGGUGGUUCAGCUGAUAGGGCGGAAGCCCAAGCAGUAUCGAAAGUUAUACCGGCGCUGAUGAUAGAACAAAUUAAUGCGCGUCAUGUCGUUCCACGAGAUUUGCCUAUAUUUACCGGAAAGCCGGAAGAGUGGCCACUUUUCUACAGCAGUUUCAGCAAUUCAACACGUUUAUGCGGUUUCAGUGAAGACGAGAAUCUUUUACGAUUGCAACGUGCCCUUAAGGGUAAGGCACUUGAAUAUGUUAGCAGUAGGCUCAUGAUACCAGCAUUAGUGCCGGAAAUAAUGUCAACUCUUCAAAUGGUAUUUGGAAGACCAGAACACAUAAUCAAUAACUUAAUUACUAAAAUUCGAGCAGUGUACAUUAAUAUAAAUAAAUUGGACACAAUUGUUACGUUCGCCUUAGAGGUAAAAAAUUUGAUUGCAACUAUGGAGGCUUCAGAGUUACAUUCACACUUAGUGAACCCGUUGCUUAUCCAAGAGCUUGUAGAAAAACUACCACCGCAAAUGCGAUUGCAGUGGGCUGUUGCAUCGCGUAAUAUCAAUGUAACACUUAAAACAUUCGGCAACUGGAUAUAUGAACUAGCAGAAGCAGCAAGUAAUGUAUCGCCCGUUUUUAGUGCUGGAGCCAGUGUAGAUAAUGAAAGGCGCAAAGCGCAACGCAUUAAUUUUCACGAAGAAGAACCUCAGGGUGCAGUAGGCGAUAAGCACAAAAUUCUAGCAUGCUUUUAUUGCAAGGAGGCACAUGUGUUAAAAAGGUGUGCAAAGUUUAGAACACUAAAAACAGACGCGAGGUGGAACGUAGUGCGUGAAAUGAGACUGUGUGGAAGAUCUCUACUGCAGCAUGAUUUUCGAACGUACAAGAGGACCCGAGAGUGCGGUAUACACAAUUGCAACAUGAAACAUCACCCAUUGCUACAUAAACAAACAAGUUCAACUGCAAGUGGGGCAAAUGAAACGUUGGCGGUUCAUCAUCAACUAACUUCACAAGCGCUGUACAGAAUUGUUCCAGUUACAAUAUAUGGAAAUGGUGUUACCUGCAACAUUUAUGCCUUUCUGGAUGACGGAUCUGGUCCAACGUUAAUAGAAAAAGACGUAUUAAGACAACUGCGGAUUAAAGGUGAAACGAAAGAUCUUUGUUUACGAUGGACAAAUGGUACGGUACGCAAGGAACCUGAUUCUGAGCUGGUCAACCUGCAAGUCUCCAAAAUACGCGAAGGUAAAAGGUAUUCGUUGUGCAAUGUGCGUUCAGUAGCUAAGCUGGAGCUACCCGAGCAAUCUUUAAAUAUGACAGAACUUACCGAUAAGUAUAAACACUUAAAGGGACUACCAGUAGAAUCGUAUCAAAACGUUAGGCCUCGAAUGAUAAUCGGCCUAAGCAAUAAAGAGGUAGCUAUGCCAAUGAAGUUCAGAGAGGGAGGCAAGAAUGAGCCAGCUGCAACGAAAACUCGACUCGGGUGGACCAUAUAUGGAAUAAUUAAGCACGAACCUAAUACUAUUAGGGAAACGUUAAAUUUACACAUCUGUGAAUGCGAUGAUGAUCUAAGUUUGCAGCGUUUAGUGAAAGAUUUUGUCAGUAAUGAAAACGUUAUUGAAACAAGAUUGCUUUGGAAAUCAAAUAACAUUACUAUGCCGGAUAAUUACUUAAUGGCGUUGCGUAGACUUCAGUGCUUUGAGCGCAAGCUGCAAUCCAAUGUAACAUUGCAAAGCUGGGUAUGUGAUCACAUCGAUGACAUGAAGGCGAAAGGUUAUAUACGCCAGCUGAAACCUAACGAAGCCGAGGGGUAUUAUCCACGUAAAUGGUACUUACCGAUGUUUACAGUCAGUAAUCCGAAUAAACCACAAAAGCAAAGACUAGUGUGGGAUGCAGCUGCACAAUAUGACGGAGUCUCGUUAAAUGCGUGUUUGGAGAAAGGUCCAGAUCUGCUCACUUCGUUGGUAGAUGUUCUUGUUAAUUUCAGAAUCGGAAAAAUUGGUAUAAGUGGCGACAUUAAAGAGAUGUUUCAUCGAGUACUCGUGAAAGAAGAAGAUCAACAUUCACAACGCUUCCUGUGGAGAAAUUGUGACGAUAGCAGACCACCAGACGUUUAUUUGCUACAAGUUAUGAGUUUUGGGGCAACAUGUUCACCAUCGUUGGCACAACUGGUAAAAAAUAGUAAUGCACGCGAAUACGAAACCGAGUUUCCGCGAGCAGUGAAAUGUAUUUUACAAAGGCAUUAUGUAGAUGACAUGCUGGAUAGCGUCGACACAGUGGAGGAAGCGAUUAAUCUAGUCAAUGAGGUUAGAAAUAUUCAUAAGAAAGCAAAUUUCCAUAUUCGCAAUUGGGUUUCAAAUUCUAAGGCAGUGCUGAAAGCUAUAGGUAACCAAGGCCAGGAAUUUCAAUUUUGCUCGGCCGGAAGGCGUAUAGACCAUACAUUUGAGGCAGAGAAGGUAUUGGGAAUCCAUUGGCAAACCGACGCUGAUAUGCUCACAUUUGAUCUGAAGUUUACCAAAGCCACUGAGGAUGUUCUAAGUGGAUAUAGAUUACCUACGAAGAGAGAGUUGCUACGAUUGAUGAUGUCAAUAUUCGACCCUUUAGGGAUGCUUACCUUUUACAUUAUUGACGUAAAAAUUUUGUUUCAAAAAGUUUGGCGAAGUGGAGUUAGCUGGGAUGACGCUAUUCCUAAUGAGCUAGUUGAUGAGUGGAACAAAUGGCUGUCGCUGCUUGGCGGUGUGAAAAAUGUGAAGAUACCGAGAUGUUACUUCGCUACGGUUAAUAAGGAUGCAGACUCCAUUGAAUUGCAUGUCUUUGUGGACGCAAGUGAGGUUGCAUAUGCAGCGGUGGUGUACCUAAGAGCGAAGAAUCGCAACAACAUAGAUGUUUCCUUGAUAUGUUCUAAAGCAAAAGUUGCACCAUUACGACCAAUAUCAAUUCCAAGACUGGAACUACUCGCGGCGGAAUUGGGAGCACGCUUAGGAAACAACAUAAAAAGGGCAAUAGACUUGAAAGUGACCAGUAUAACGUAUUGGAGCGAUUCAAAGGCUGUUCUAUCGUGGAUAAAAUCUGACCCACGAGAUUACAAACAAUUUGUAAUGUUCCGCAUAGCAGAAAUCCAGGAGUUGUCCGAAGCAGAACAAUGGCGGUACAUUCCUACAAAAUUAAAUGUUGCGGACUUGGCUACAAAACAAACUAGUAAUCUAGACUUUACUUGGAAAAACCCUUGGUAUAAGGGACCGAAGUUCCUGUAUGAAGCAGAAACUUGUUGGCCAAAUAAUGUUGGCGUACAGAAAUAUAACGAAGAUGCUGAAAUCAGAAAGCAACGAUUGUUGGUGGCUCAUGUAGCAGAGGAGGAACCUCUCAUAGAUGUCUACCGAUUUUCAAAGUGGGAACGUUUAGUUCGAUGCAUGGCCUAUGUGAAAAGAUUUAUGUCUUUACUAUCAACUAAUGAAAUGAAAAAGAAGAAAUCUGUAAACCAAUGCUUGUCAGUUGAGGAACUGAAAUGGAGUGAAAAUUUCUUGUACCAAACAGCCCAGUUACAGGAUUACAAGAAAGAAAUGACUGCAUUAAGUAGAGACGCUAAUAUUACUCUUUCUAAAAUUAGCCCUUUGCGAAAACUUUCACCAUUCAUAGAUGCACAGAAUGUUUUAAGAUUAAAAGGUAGAUUAGAUAAAGCCGUAUGCAUCGAUGAUUCAACCAAAUUCCCAAUUAUACUAUCAAGGAAAAACUACAUAACUAAGUUGAUCGUAGACUGGUAUCAUCGAAAAUGGAAACAUCUAAAUCAUGAAACGGUGGUUAACGAAAUCUUUCAGAAAUACCACAUUCCGGGACUGCGUAGACUGUUAAAGCAGGUAAGAAAUAAUUGCCAACAUUGCAAGGUUCGCGAUGCGAGUCCAAAGCCGCCGGAGAUGAGUGUGUUACCAGAAGCACGACUAUCAGCAUACUCCCGACCAUUCUCACAUGUUGGAAUAGAUUAUUUUGGCCCGUAUACUGUAACAGUAGGAAGACGCUCAGAGAAGCGCUAUGGCGUCGUUUUUACAUGCCUUACGUGUCGAGCAGUGCAUUUGGAGAUAGCUUAUAGCCUGUCAGCCAGCUCGUUUUGUAUAGUGAUACGAAAUUUCAUAGCCCGAAGAGGAGUGCCGAAUGUCAUCUAUAGUGACAAUGGAACCAACUUAACAGCAGCUGAAAAGGAGUUACGAGAAGCAAUAAAGAACGUGAACUUCAAUGAAUUGCAAGCUGAAUUUACAAGUCCGGAAACACAAUGGGUUUUUCUUCCACCAGCUGCGCCGCACAUGGGUGGAGCGUGGGAGCGGAUGGUGCGAUCCAUAAAAACAGUGUUAGGAGCAAUAAUAAGCCCGCAAGCAAAAAUUAAUGAUGAAAAGAUGCAUAACCUGUUCUGCGAGGUAGAAUCAAUCAUAAAUAGCAGACCGCUCACUUAUUUGUCGAUUGAAACAGCAAGCGAAGAAGCGUUAACUCCGAAUCAUUUCUUGUUGGGGUCAUCUUCCGGGAACAAGCCGCCGGGGAAGUUCGAUACUAACGACGAGCACGUGAAAUCCUCCUGGAGGCAUUCGCAAUACCUUGCCGAUCGGUUCUGGAAAAAAUGGAUACAAGAGGUGCUUCCAACGAUGACAAGACGGACGAAAUGGUUUGGUAAGAUAAAACCCAUCGAAGCAGGUGAUGUCGUCAUUAUUGUUGACCCAAAUUCUCCUCGCUACACAUGGCCGAAAGGAAUUGUAAUUAGUGCCAUUAAAGCAAGGGACGGGCAGACCAGGAGCGCCAUAGUGCAGACUACUCGAGGGCAAUAUCAUAGACCUGCUGCAAAAUUAGCCGUAUUAGAUGUUCGUGGAGCGGCAGUUUAG